Molecule: messenger RNA, 3790 nt
Organism: Poecilia latipinna (sailfin molly)
Lineage: Eukaryota; Metazoa; Chordata; Actinopteri; Cyprinodontiformes; Poeciliidae
Product: SH2 domain-containing protein 4A
Exons: 7
Coding region: 500-1282 (260 amino acids)
Cellular component (GO): cytoplasm
Source: RefSeq, a predicted model, not a curated record
GGGGAAUUUUUAGUGAAAACAAACUCAAACAAAUUUUACUCAAAUAAGAAUAGUGACACUUCAUUAUGAAUUUACUCAAGUCAAAAGUAAAAAGGAUAAUAAAGGUAGUAAAAAAUUACUCAUAAAAGUGCACUUUUCCAAAAAAAAAAUUACUCAAGUAAUUGAGUAAAUGUCACUAGUUACUCGUUAACAUUGCAGCGACGUUAGCUGGAGAUGCGAGAAGGAAAGAGGAGGAGGAGGAAGAAAAGAUGACUGCCAGUCCGUCCCACUCCCGAGGCACCGGGAAUCAGAGCGGAGCGAGGAGAUGCCACCGGCUGGCAGACACUGACAAAGGCAACAAGUCUUGAAGGCCAAAACUGAUCCGGAUACUCCAGACCUCCACGUCCAGAGAAACACAACUGACGAAGGAGACCACUUCUUCCUCCUCCUCCUUUUCCUUCCCCGAUCCGAGGGAACUCGACUCAGGAAGAAGCGACUGCAGGACGGACAGAGAGUCAAGAUGCUGGCUCAGAUCCUCAAGGAGAUGUGGGUGGACCCCGAGGUGCUGGAGGCGCUCAGCGAGGAGCAAAAGAGGGUCCUGUUUCUGAAGAUGAGAGAGGAGCAGGUACGGCGCUGGAGAGUGCGUGAGGAGAAGGAAGAGAGAGAAGGAAGGACCAACAGGAACACAAAGCCCAAGAAAGCUUCCAGUAAACAAGUGAGCUGGCUCCUCAGUAGGGACGGCGAUGUGAGCGUGACUAUAAUUGGAGAAGUGGAUGAAUUUAGGUCCUCCAAGGUUCUGCAGAACCACAUGAACAGACUCCUCAGUGAUAACAGGAACUGCAUCCAGACGGCGGACCUGCUGCCAGGAAGUGAUGCCCAGCAGCUCAGCAUCAAAGACGACGCCAAGCUCCCUCUCACAGAUGUUAAUGAGGAUCCAGGUUCACCAAUCAACCAGUCAUCUGAGGAGGAGGUGGCGGACUGCAGCACUGAUGAGGACCCGAAGGACCCCGACGACGACAGCUGCAGCAACUCGGAGAACGUUAUUGAGCUGAACCUCGUCUACAGGCCGCAUUUUCGUAAAAGCCUGUUCCUACGAAGCCACCAGUCAGAACCAAAGAGAGUCACUCCACAGGACGGAGAAACUCGGUGGCGCAGAGAGACGUCAGAAAACGAAGGUCGCGUGCCUGAUCUCAAGAAGGCGUUUGCGGACGAUGCCUGCAGCAAACCACCCGCCUGCAAAAAACCCCCCAUUCCUGUCAAACCGGCUCAUCUACAGAAAAGCAGCACGGCGCUGGUCCAUUAAGAAGCCACUGUGUCUCCACCCUGCCGUACGUCAACACACCCGACCCCUGAGGAGUGGGAGCUGACGCAAACGCCGCAGCUCAUUUGUACUCCUGCUUGAGGACCCGAGUGGGGGAUAAAUACACUGCAAAAAAAAAGUUAAAAAAAAAAAAAGGACAGAUGGAGAAGCAUCUGUGGAGGGGAGCGAGACUGUGUACUUAAUGGGGGAAACUGAAAUUCAGACUCUUACAUUUUCGCAGAGUCUGAUCUCGAUGCAGACACUGAGGGGGGACAUGUCCGUAGGACGCAGACACAAACACACUGCUGAAUGGAAAAACACAGUGGUUUUAUACUGGGAUGACCUAGGGUGAAGUUGGAAACCGAAAAGCGUCAACCAGUCACAAAUAUUCAUCCAUGUUCAUAUGAGCUCUGGACUUUCUUUUCAGCAGAUCCUGGGAAUGAAAUGACACAAAUGGACUCAGUGAAACGGACUUCUUGUACCUUUAUCCUUAAAGGGAUUUUAGACAAUUUAAUUAUACAUCUCAACAUUCACAUGGGAACGCUCCCUUGCACUCGUUCACUGACAAGCACUGACCUGCUCGUCAAGAGCCCUUGAGGCUCCAGAUAAAUUGCUCAAGAACUCGUCCAAGUGUUAGCACAAAACCACUGAGCAGUUUCUGGACAGCAACGCCUCUUUGCUGAUUCAUAUUUCAUUCUCUAUUGCAAAUGGCUUAAUGGUUCACGUUUGAGCUGCCACUCAACCACAAGGGAAGUUGUUUAAUACAAGGUUAGCAAGAAACUGUCUUAAAUCUCACUAUCUUCUAACUCUCCCAACACGAGUUUGGCUACUCUGUCAAUUUCUGAAUUUAGCCCAGAAAAUAUGUCAAUACGUUGGCCCGAUUGAUCAACUCUAAACAUCUUUUCAACCACAUUAUUAAAGAAUAGACGUCUUUAUGUGUAACAAGUUUCAACUUUAACUUUUCAACCACAUUUUACUUAUAGAGAAAAGGUCUUUAAAAAAAAAAAAAGAAGAAGAAAAAAACUUUCAAUAGGAUGUCCAUUUCUCUGAAUUUGCUCAGUGGGGAAAUUUUCAGCAGCACUUUAGAUAUUGACGUUUCCAAAUAAAUAUUACUGCUUUAAAUUUGCACCUUCUUGUGUUGAGCCAAUCAACACGUAAGCAAGCUAUGACGGAAAAUGCGAUUUUCUGGAUGUGUUAGCAUGCUAACGCUAGUAUUAAGUGUUGGCUAAAUGAUACAGAAGGGCUGAGAAGCACAAAAGCAUGUGAGAAUGGUUAAAACUAUACAAAAUUACCAUAAUAAAGUGGACAUUAUCGAUUGGAAUACAUGCCCGAGGAUGCCUAUAUGUGAAACAAGAGGAAGCCUACAUAUUUUGCUCAGCCAUCGUCAUAUGUUAGCAUGCUAACGCUAGCAUUAAACGGCGGCUAAGUGAUACUUUGGGAGGCACAAAGGCAUGUUAGCAUUGUUAACACAGGACAAACCUUACACAAUGAAGUUGACUUUAUAGACUGGAAUACAUGCCUGAAACAAGACGAAACUUACAUAUUUUGCACUAGGAUGGCCUGAAGCUUGUGCUGCCUGAUGAGAUCUCUUCCACAUCUUCUUGAAUUCUUGGGCUAUUUUCAGUGUUUGUCUCAGGUGUGGCUACCACAAGCACAGUUUAAAUCGUCAGCAUCAUUAACAAAGAGACAGUUGUGCUGGGGUAAUAAAAAGGAGCUCAGAAAGAGAAGCAAACCUGUUUGCAUUAAAACUUGUUGGAUCUUUAAGCUCAUGAUACCUGCUUGUUGUCAUCCACUGAGAAGGAUUUUUGUCUUAUAAGAAACUCUAGUCUCUAUGUAUUAAGGUGCAACGUUUUGUUUUAAUCCUGAACACCCACGUGUCAUACAGCUGUGAGUCAGACAUCCGUAAUCACGUGCUGGUGCGAGCACAAGACAUGAGACCUCCGAGCCAGUAGGGUGCCCCAGAGAGCUCACGACUUCACGUACAAACUAUAAUUAUCUGAAACCUCAAAAUUUGUAGUCAGAUUUUAAAAAAACAAACAAACAAAACAACUAAUUGGGGGUGGUAGAACAGGUGUUCCAAAGGGUGAAGCUACAGUUCUGUUUAUUUUACAUUUUAAAAAAUGGAAAAUUUAAUUCCUAUCAUCCAAGAAAAAAAUUGCUUCUUGUAAUUUUUGUCAUAACAUGUUUAGUACAUUCUGUACAGAGUCCAACAGAACCCUGAGGGUGGACACCGCCAUAGUCCAUCAGAUAUUAGAAGCUGUGAAAAACAUGAAGCCACACAGAACAGAAGCAAGAGUCUUAGUAUUUUAUGGUUUGUUUGAGAUGUAGUUACUACCUAACUUGUGGGUCAUGUGUUCACUUUACUUGGUCACCAAUUGAAUCCCUGCUCAUGCUGACUCUGCUGACUGUUUCUUUUCUUCUUUUUUUUUGUAUUAUAACCAAAUGUAAGCAUUUGUACUAUUUAUCUGUUGUCUAUGUGGAAAAAAAGGAACAAAUUAUAAAACGUUGAAU